This is a messenger RNA of Octopus sinensis (East Asian common octopus), 4362 nucleotides long. RefSeq names its product GRIP1-associated protein 1. Gene Ontology annotation, cellular component: extrinsic component of postsynaptic early endosome membrane; postsynaptic recycling endosome; glutamatergic synapse. The transcript has 28 exons. The record is from RefSeq and is a predicted model, not a curated record. NCBI's taxonomy places the organism in Eukaryota, Metazoa, Mollusca, Cephalopoda, Octopoda, Octopodidae. Bases 145 to 2700 code for a protein of 851 amino acids. Gene Ontology annotation, biological process: regulation of neurotransmitter receptor transport, endosome to postsynaptic membrane; neurotransmitter receptor transport, endosome to postsynaptic membrane; regulation of modification of synaptic structure.
GCAGCAGUUGCGGUAGCAGUAGUACGACGACUGCUACAAGUGAACGGGUACAUGCCUCGCUACGCUAGGAGGUUCUUAAAGUGUGGAUGUCGCCAGACACUGGAAUAAUUCUCGCUGACACUGCUUGCGUCGACGGUUAGAGGAAUGGCAACUGCCUUGUCAGAAGAGGAGUUCCAUCGGAUGCAGAUCCAGCUUCUGGAGUUACGCACCAGCAACUAUGAACUCGAUAGCCAGUGUAAGCGCCAACAACGAGAGUUCUUAACUUUAAAAGAGAAAUUUGAAGAAUGUGAUAAAGAUCUCCAGAGAGCCAACAAAGUGAUCAACAAAAGCAAGAAAGCAAAGGAUGUUGAAUUACUCAUCCAAGAGAAUUCAGGUUUACAAAGGAAGCUGCAAAGCCAAGAAGAUGAAUUUCGCUUACAGAAUGAAACUCUUAUGCAGGAAUUAUCUCACCUUGUUUCGUGCAAUGAAGAAUUAGAGAAACGACUCUCCUCUUCAAAAGAUAAACCCAGUGGCCCCGAUACCUCUUCAUUUAGUUCUGCCAUUAUUAAUGAUCUCGAAGAUGAAGUUCGACGAGUUCAAGCACAAAACUCAGCUCUGCAGAAAACUCUCAAAGCUUCCCAAGAGAAGUAUGACAAACAGAUAGCGUUUUACAAGCAACAACUGCAGUUGGGUAACUCCACUUCAAACAACAGUAGUCAUCAAGGAAAAUCAGAUGAUAACGACGAAGAGAAAAGAUCUGAAGAUUGUUCAAACCAGACAUCAAGUGAUUCAAGUAUUUCCCAGUCUGAAGCUUUAUCAAAUGAUAAAAACAAAAAUAUUUUACAAUCACCUUCAAAAGAAGAAUGUAUCCAAGAAUUAAGUGUGUUGAGAUUAAACUUAGAAACUGAACUUGAAGAAAAUCGAAUACUCAAAGAACAGCUUAACAGUUCCGAUAAAAAAUUCAGACAACAAAUAGCAUCUUUCGAAGAUGAAAUUGAAAAAUUAUCGGAAAAAUUGAAAAGAAAACAAGAAAGCUAUGUUCAUUUACAAGAAGAGAAAGAAACAUAUUUCAAGGAAGCUGAAAAACGGCUUGAAGAGGUCCAGGCUGGUCGUGAUCGGGAAAAGAAGUAUUAUACAGAUGUGGUCAAUAAGCUGCAGGCUGAAAUGGAAUCUAAACAGCAGAUGCUGGAUGAAUUUCAGAAUUCGUCUUGUUCUAAAAUCAAAGAAUUAGAGAACCAAAAUUUAGCCUUACAGCAAAUGAUCGAUGCCACAAGUAUUGUUAACAACCAGCAGCGUGAUGAAGUCGAAACGGAGUACAAACAGCGAAUUAGUGUUCUGGAGAAACAACUAGCCAUGCAGGCCCAGCAGUUUGAUGACUUUAAAGUUCAACUGCAGGAAGGUCAUCGCGCCAGUGAACACACUCUUGAACAAUUGUACGCUGCACAACAAGAACGAGACACACAAAUACAAUCUCUACAAGAAAUUAGUACGAUAGCAGAGAAACGCAAACGCCUCAUUGAUGAAAUGGCCAUAAAAUAUCAGAAAGAAUGUGAUUCUCACAGGGAAUUGGUCCAACACAUGACACAGGAUCAUGCGGAAGAAGUGAAUAAGUUGGAAGAUUUAUUGUCUCAAGAACGGGAAAAUUGUUUGGAGUUGAAUAAAAUGCGCACAUUUGUUGAAGAGAUUCAGGGUCAAUUGGUAUCGUCUGAAGAGACCAAAGGUUGGCUGGAACGGAGACUGAAUGAUGCAGAGGCCAAUUUGAACAGCAGCAAGCAGGAAUUUGAAUCAACACUUUUGGGUUCUCAAGAAAAAUAUCAACAGGAAAAAGAUGAACUGCUACAAAAGUUUGAGCAAGAUCUUGAGGAAUACAAACAGCAGGAGACUGUGUUGAAAGCUGAAAUUAUUCAACGUGAUGAAUCUAUAAAUAAAUUACAACAGGAGAUUAAAGACAGCGUUGAUGAAAAGAAAAUCCAUGAGAAGAAAGGAUUAACUAUGUUGAAAGAUUUAAAACGCCAGCUGCAUACUGAAAGGAAAAGAGCUGAGAAAUUACAAGAGAGGUUGCAGGAAAUAUUAACGGAUCCUAAAAACAGACAAGGAGUUGAUGACUUAUUUAAGCCUGCUGAUAUUGGAGAUAAAGCUGAGAGCAGCUCCGUUUCUUCAUGGAGUGCUGGAGCCAGUGGAAUCGGUAACAAAGACUCUCCACAGUCUCCAAACCGAACUGGAACCCCUCCGAGUGAUUUCGAGUCUGAACACGAUGAAUUGGUUAACCGUCUGGCUGCAUCACAGCAACAGAAAUGGACUUUAGAGGAAAAGGUUCAACAUCUUGAAGAAAGUAACGCUGCUAUGUGUGAAGACCUUUUGCAGAAGUCUGCGAUUAUUGAGUAUUAUGUAAUGGAUGGAAGAACAGAUGGUUUAGCAAGCCACCAUAAAUCUACUGAAGAGAAAUCGUCUCUGAAGAAAGUUCUGGAAUUGGUGAAUCGUGGAGAUGUGAAUAUGAAAGAGAUGAACCGCAAGUUACAGAGGAUGCUGGAAGAAACCUUGACCAAGAAUAUGCACCUGCAAAAGGACCUGGAGACUUUGUCCCAAGAAGUGGUCCGAUUAUCGAAAGCCCCAUCUUUGGUUUCAUCACCGACGACAGAUUUGGGUGGUGAUGCCAGUCUACCCCUCACCGAGCCAUCGUCACAUCUGAAUAGCUGUCCCAGUGCAAUAUUAGCCCAAUGAAGCUGAAAAACAAUGCACACACCACACACACACACACAAUUUCUUUCCUACUUUUACAAGUGUCAAAAUAUUUCAACACCAACCAACCAACCAACCAACCACACAUGUGUAUAUAUAUAAAUAUAUAUAGCAAACACAACAGUAGCACUUCCCCCCCCUAUUUCCUUUGUACAUACAUUUCAUAGAGUUUUGUUAUGUAUAUAUAUAUAUAAAACGUUCUGUACAUAUGGCUAGUGUGGAUAUUGCAUCAUAAUGUUAGCUGAUUACACACACACACACACACACGUUAUGCCUACUUUACAUGUUGACAAGAAAUUUUGCCUCUUUUUGUGUUACACACACACACACACACAUACACACACAGUUCAUUAACGCAUGUAGGUAUGUAUGUGCACACAUAUAUAUAAAUGCAUAUACAUAUGUACAUACAUACAUAUAUACAUACGUAUAUUACAUACGUACAUAUGUAAGAUAUAGCUAAGUUUAUAAAUCUCAGGAGAAUCUUCUAUUCCAUUGGAGUAGUAGUAGUAAUAAUAAUAACAAUAAUAAUAAUAAUAAUAAUAAUGAGCCAUUAAGGCAUUUUUCUGUUUGAGCCAAAAUCUAAGGAUAUUGUUUAGUGAGUAAAUAUGCAGGAGUAAAUAUCUCGUCAGGCUGUGAAGCAGCUCUGUUGGUGUUUUGACCCCUUCUGCUGUGACACAUGAGCUGCUUGGGGCCACCCAGCAAUAUAAACAAGAAGACUCCUAUAUAACAGCUUGAGCUUUGUUGAGUCAGAUGUUGUGACUCUGGGCCAGAUGUUCCCCUCAUCCUCAGUGUCCAGUCUUGUUGCGCCACCUGUCCUUUCUCUCUUGAACUAGAGUUAAUGGUUAGCUUUCUCAGUAGCUUCCUAUGGCGAAAGACUAAACAAAAUGUAGGUGUUAGCUAAAUUAGGUUAGCGGUCAACAACCAUUCCAUUCUUGAAAUCUUCAUGACAUUAAAAAGUCUGCUACUGGCUGAAUCAUUACUGAACCAAAAAUAUGUAUUUUGGUUGCUUAGAGAACUGAUUCAAGGUUUUGCUAAAUCUCCCCAUUUCUUCAAUUAUAGCUGGGAUUUUCCAAACAUCUUAGACUAUUAGACUUAUAAUAUAAAGAUACCUUAUGAAAUCCUUUUAGAUGAUGUCUUGGCGUCGUAAAUGGUUUGUCCUUCUCUCUUUUGACCUCCACCUCCCCAACACUUUCUUGUUGUAUUCUCUUUAGACGACACAUUUUUCUAAACAUCUCUCGUACUUUAAUUUGAGAGUGAACUCUGAUAUUCCAACACAUGGUUACAUGAUGUACUUUGGUGAUUGAUAAAAGGAAAAUAAAUAAACAAAGAAAAUAAGACUAGCAAAUGACAAAACGUCAUCUUUUAUAAAACUUCUUGGGAAAUAAGAAAUCCUAACUCCUUUCAUUUCCAAUUAUUGUUUCUGUAGCCAGAUUGAAAUGUAUGAAGAAUUUGUUAUUAGCUGCCGUGUGUCCAUUGUUGCUCUACUUAGUUGAUUGGAAGUCAUUUGCUGCACCACUCAUUCAAGUCCGUGCUGAUCCUUUCAACCAAACGUUGUUGAUCCAUUAACCUAUUUUAGACAAUAAUUAUUGUUGUACAAAUGUGUUUGUUAUGAAGAAAUUAAACUUGCUAUUUAAUUUGAUU